AUGGAAUAUAUUAAACGAAAGACAUCAGACCAUAGUCCCAUGGUGAUUCGUUUAACCCAUGUUAAUACUAGGUACGAGCCUUCUCCGUUCCGGUUCCAAAAAAUGUGGUGUUCUCAUGGUUCAUUUCAAAGGUUGGUAGAGGAGACAUGGAAACAGCCUACGUUGGGAUCGGGAAUGGUUAAGCUGGCUGCAAAAUUGAAGCGACUUAAGAUGGAGCUGAGGAUAUGGAAUAAAUCUGUGUUUGGGAGAGUGGAUACUAAUAUACAGGAGCUAGAAGCAAGGAUGGCAGUCUUGGAAGCCCAAUUGCAGUCUGGUUUCUCAGAAAAAAUUGAAGCCAAUUAUAUUGUCACUAAAUUGGAGAUUGAUAUUUGGGAGAAGAGGGAGGAGAGUCGUCUAGCCCAAUUAGCAAAGAAUAAGUGGUUAAAAGAAGGUGAUCAGAACCCCAAGUUUUUCCAUGCGGUUGUAUCGCAGUGUAGGCGUGGUUCGGUUAUUUCUCAAAUGAGGUUGGCAGAUGGUACAAUGUUGGAUUUAGCAAAGAAGGUGCACUUGGGGGCAGUGGAUUAUUUCACUAAUUUUCUUACAGAUAUGCCGCAGACUGAACAUGCAAAUCUUUCUCCUCUUGUGGGAUUGGAAAUAUCUGAGGAGGAUAACUCCAGUUUGUGCCAUAGUCCUUCGGAAGAGGAAGUGAAGGAGGCCGUUUUUUCAAUUCCAGAACAUAGUAGCCCUGGUCCGGAUGGGUAUGGUUCCUCUUUUUAUAUUUCUUGUUGCCAUAUUGUGAAAGAAGAGGUGGUGGAGGCCGCAAGGGAUUUUUUUGCGGGCAAGUAA
This is a messenger RNA of Juglans regia (Persian walnut), 825 nucleotides long. RefSeq lists its product as uncharacterized. The record is from RefSeq and is a predicted model, not a curated record. Lineage: Eukaryota; Viridiplantae; Streptophyta; Magnoliopsida; Fagales; Juglandaceae. The transcript has a single exon. The coding region runs from base 1 to 825 and encodes 274 amino acids.